This is a messenger RNA of Oncorhynchus kisutch (coho salmon), 2822 nucleotides long. Its product is annotated as tumor necrosis factor receptor superfamily member 1A. Gene Ontology annotation, cellular component: plasma membrane. The transcript is spliced from 10 exons. Lineage: Eukaryota; Metazoa; Chordata; Actinopteri; Salmoniformes; Salmonidae. Gene Ontology annotation, molecular function: protein binding. The record is from RefSeq and is a predicted model, not a curated record. The coding region runs from base 251 to 1450 and encodes 399 amino acids. Gene Ontology annotation, biological process: signal transduction.
AGUUCUCCGAAGUCUUGAAAGAGCUGACACUAUAGACUUCCUUUGACCUACUUCUAACUCCUCUUAGAGUAUCAAGAGCCAGCUUAGUUUUUUUGGUUGAAUUCUAUCUAGGAAAUUGGCAGAUGGCUAGCUACAAUGCCGCAAACAUUUUGUGUUGAUUCACUUUGUACUUUUUGGACGUCACAGGCUUUUUAAUAUUUAUCUUAAGUUAUGUUUUAUGAUUGAGAUAAGAACGUUCAUUUGAUUUCAAAUGAGAGAAGCAAAUGACUGCCCACACCUAAUCAUUUCACUUAUUUUCAAAAUGUGGUUCUGUGUGUUGGUUUUGACUCUAGCCUGUCUCGACUCUACACAGAGUUGCACAGAGGAGGUGCUAAAAAAUGACCCGGAAAGUAGAUGCAACAAAUGUCCAGCAGGCUUUCACAGAGAAACGAAUACCUUCAAAUGCAGAAAAUGUAUCGGCCAGACAUUCACAGCGAUAGUAAAUGACCUGUCAACUUGUCAUCGCUGUAGAAAAUGUGAUAUAGGAGUAUCUCAAGAGGAGAAGAAAGGUUGUGAGCCCAAGAGUGACAUUGUAUGUGGCUGCAAGGAGGGAUUCUACCCAACGAACCUCAACAAGGACUUGUACUGUGAAUCAUGCUCCAAAUGCAAAAACUGUAGUCUCUGUUCCGUGUGUAAGUCAGACUUUAACAAAGACGAGUUGAAGCGAUGCCAACCAUGCCAAACGAAAGAGUGCACGGCUACUUCAACCCCCAAUCUCCCAAAUCCAAAACCCAACCCCGAUAUCAUCAAAAAUACAGACACUUCUCAUCUCCUCUACACCAUGAUGUAUGUCCUUCUGGUUUUCCUGGUCACCACUCUGUUAAUGGCCAGUCUCCUGGUACUGACUAAGGGAGGAUGGAGGGAACAUGGCUGUUGCGCAAACCCUGAAAAGGAACUCCAGUUGCCUACAAGGGACACCUCAGCCAACGAUCAGCUUCAUCAUCAGCCAAACUACCCAACUUCACUGACGCUGAACAUUACUGAAGGGAUUCCCAUGAUGACACUCGCUCACAGUGCUGCCAAGACUGAGUUUGACCCCUUUGUCACACCCCUGCUGCCAGACAGAGAGCCCAGAGUCCCUCGCCAGGACACCCAGGAGGAGCAAUGGCCCGCGACGGUGUUAUAUGCCAUCAUCAAGGAGGUGCCUCUGCGGCGAUGGAAGGAAUUCCUGCGUGUGCUCUCCCUGACCGACCGGCAGCUGGAGCGUGUGGAGCUGGAGCCAGGCCUGGGCUCUAUUGAGAGGCAGUACCAGAUGCUGCGGCUGUGGAGCCAGGGCCCGACUGCAAGUCUGGAGGACGUAUACUCAGCCCUGCUCUACAUGGACCUGGCUGGCUGUGCCUACCAGCUGCAGGGUUGUCUGGAGCAGCUGCAGUGGAGAGCCACAACCAAUGACAUCACCACAGUUUCAUAGGACAACAUGAGUAUUCGAACAGACGUCAAAAAUCGGUCUUAACCGGAGAUUGUUUUCAAAUACUGUGUUGCAACAAAGCGCUAGGUCGCUCUCCAUGCUCACUCUCUCGGUUUGUCAAUGUUUAUGAAUUCCCCACAAUGUAUCAAAAGUAUCAGCAGUACUAAAUUUAGGCUACCAUUAUUCAUUGCCACUUCCCCAUUAAUCUAGAAUGUUUGGUUAUGGUCUUUUCUGUUUAUUCAAUAUAUUAAUACUGCAUACCGUUCUCAUUCUGGUAGUGUACACGUUUGGAGAGCUCACAAACUGCGCUGUGAUAAUGAAGUUGUGGUUUAUUUAAUUAUACAAAAAUAUAAAUGCAACAUGCAACAAUUUCAAAGAUUUUGCUGUUACAGUUCAUAUAAGGAAAUCAGUCAAUUGAAAUAAAUUCAUUAGGCCCUAAUUUAAGGAUUUCACAUGACUGGGAAUACAGAUAUGCAUCUGUUGGGCAUCGAUACAUCUCCUUAGCAUAGAGUUGAUCAGGCUGUUGAUUGUGGCCUGUGGAAUGUUGUCCCACUCCUCUUCAAUGGCUGUGAGAAGUUGCUGGAUAUUGGCGGGAACUGGAACACGCUGUCGUACACGUUGAUCCAAAGCAACCCAAACAUGCUCAACGAGUAACAAGUCUGGUGAGUAUGCAGGCCAUUGAAGAGCUGAGACAUUUUCAGCUUCCAGGAAUUCUGUACAGAUCCUGCGACAUGGGGCCAUGCAUUAUCAUGCUGAAACAUGAGGUGAUGGCGACGGAUGAAUGGCACGAGAAAGGGCCUCAGGAUCUCGUCACGGUAUCUCUGUGCAUUCAAAUUGUGCACAAAGUGAGCAUUUGCCCACUGAAGUCGGUUACAACCCUCGUGAAGACGACGAGCAUGCACAUGAGGUUCCCUGAGAUGGUUUCUGACCAUUUAUGCAGAAAUUCUUUGGUUGCGCAAACCCACAGUUUUAUCAGCUGCCUGGGGGGCUGGUCUCAGACUAUCCCGCAGGUGAAGAAGCCAGAUGUGGAGGUCCUGGGCUGGUGUGGUUACACGGGGUCUGUGGUUGUUAGGCCGGUUGGAGGUUCUGCCAAAUUCUCUAAAACGACGUUGGAGGAGGUUUAUAGUAGAUACAUAACAUUCAAAACAUAUGUCAAUAAGGUAUUUCAUGUUGUUUUUUUUCAUACAUUUGCUAUUUUUAUUUUUUUUUAUCUGUUUUUGCUUUGUCAUUAUGGGGUAUUGUGUGUAGAUUGAUGAGAAAAACAACAUUUUAAUCAAUUUCAGAAUAAGGCUGUAACGUAACAAAAUGUGGAAAACGUCAAAGGGUCUGAAUACUUUCCGAAUGCACUGUAAAUAAAUGUGGAACACAAAAGUUA